Messenger RNA from Daucus carota subsp. sativus, 1900 nucleotides. Its product is annotated as purine permease 3. Lineage: Eukaryota; Viridiplantae; Streptophyta; Magnoliopsida; Apiales; Apiaceae. Gene Ontology annotation, molecular function: purine nucleoside transmembrane transporter activity. The record is from RefSeq and is a predicted model, not a curated record. Bases 356 to 952 code for a protein of 198 amino acids. Gene Ontology annotation, cellular component: membrane. The transcript has 2 exons.
AGUUAAAGGUUCGUAGCCGCUGCAAAACACACAUCUCUCUCUUCUACUUCCUCCUCACGGGAGCCAGUUUUCAGUCACAGAAGUGUGACCUGUCUUGCAUAAGCCAAUUGAUUUCUACUUGUACCUUGUUAUCUAUGGAUUUUGCAAGGCAGGACACCUUCUAUGUCUGAUCUCUCUCCCUCUCUCUCGAUCUCUCUCUCUCUCCCACCUCUCUCUGUAUAAUUCAGAGCAGUUUAUCUGUUAUAGAAGUGUGACCUGUCUUGCAUAAGCCAGUUGAUUCCUUCGUGUGACUGUAAUUUAUGGUCUCUGCAAGGCAGGACGCCUUCUAUGGUUGAUCCCGCUCUCUAUUGCCGAUAUGUAUCUUCACGUGCUCUUGAUUGGAUUCCUGAUGACCCUGGGAGUUGCAGUUUUGUAUGGAUUUGUCUUGCCAUCUGUUGAGCUCAUAUACAAGAAAGCGAAACAGACCGUCACUUAUUCUUUAGUCAUCGAGAUGCAGAUCAUCAUAUCUCUUUCUGCUACAAUCCUCUGCGUCGUUGGGAUGGUAAUCAAUAAUGAUUUCCAGGCGAUCCCUAGAGAAGCUGCGAGUUUUGAGCUUGGACAAACGAUGUAUUAUUUAGUACUAGCAGCAGAUGCAUUUCUUUGGCAGCUGUUUUUCUUGGGAGCCAUUGGAGUGAUUUUCUGCAACAACUCAAUACUCUCUGGUAUACUAAUUUCGGCUCUGCUACCUGUUUCGGAGAUCCUGGCUGUAUUUAUGUUCGGUGAGAAAUUUACACCUGAAAAGGGAAUAUCUCUUUUUCUUGCUCUUUGGGGCUCUGUAUCCUACUUCUAUGAAGAGGCUAAACAAGACAAGGAAAAGAAACGCAUUGCAGAACACGAAGAAAAGGAACUGGAGCGUAUUGCACAAGAUGAAUAUCAGUUUACGGAUAUUACUCAGAUAGUAUUGCAGAAGUAAAACUAGCGAAAACAAUGUAGUCUUGUUAGUUUUUUAUUUUUCUAGUAGCUGUAGCUAAUUAUGAGUUAUGAAAAUUUCUGGAAUCUAUUGAAAUUAUGGUUCAUGAAUUCGAGAGCAUAAACUGAGUAGCUAAUUAUUGCUACUCAGUUGGCUUUUACGGCUGGAUUUGCGUUUCUUCUGGUUAGGCAAAAGUUUACCAGCUUCACCAUCAAUGCUGUCUUUUUGUUAUGUAUUGGAGCUGUAGUUCUUGCAUUUCAUACUAGCUCUGAUCGUCCUGCUGAUGAGUCCAACAAGCAAUACUUUUUAGGCUUCUUUAUGACUCUUGGAGCAGCCGCAUUGUAUGGAUUUAUACUACCAGCGAUUGAGUUAAUGUGCAAGAAGGCUAAACAGCCCAUAAACUAUUCUGUGGUCAUGGAGAUGCAGGUGGUUAUGUCAUUCUUCGCCACCGUUGUUUGUGCAAUAGGCAUGCUGGUAAACCAUGACUUCACGGUAAAUCUCAUCACUAGUAGAUAAGUACUACUGAAAUAUAUCAUAAAAAUAUAUCAUAAGAUCCAUUCGAGAUCUCUCUCCCUCUCUCUCGCGAUCUCUCUCCCUCUCUCUCUCUCGAUCUCUCUCUCUGUGUAUAAUUCAGAGCAGGUUAUCAGUUAUAGAAGUGUGACCUGUCUUGCAUAAGCUAGCUGAUUCCUUCGUGUGACUGUAAUCUAUGGUCUCUGCAAGGCAGGACGCCUUCUAUGGUUGAUCCCGUUGCCGAUAUGUAUCUUCACGUGCUCGUGUUCUUAAUUAUAUUUUAAAAUAAUAUCAAAUUCGAAAAAUCAACGAUUUGUUUUCGAUUUUCCAAGAAACCAAUAUUAACUUUAAAGAAACGGUGAUUUUAUUGUAAUUUAUCUCGGUUAUGGAAUUGCAUUCUGGUAUCCAGUACACGUUUUGCAUGUACAGUCUUUAAGAAAA